AUGUUGACGACGUCUCCGCUACUACUAGGUGUUGGACCCCUCCUUGAAGUAGGCGGUGGCUUCUCCCGCGUAUCUGAGAUGAGAGAUACCAUUCAAGAACUCCAGGGAGAGUUGGGCUCAUCCCAGCGCGUGACUGAUCUCCUCCGCGACAAGCUUCACCACCUAUCUUCCCAGCUCGCGGAUGCGCAAGCACGGAUCAAAGAUUUCGAGGAUACGGAGCGCGGGACGCUAAGUGUUCUUCGUGAUCGCCUGGACGAUAAGCGGAGCUUGGAAGUUUUGUGCAGUGUCGGUGGGCAUCUCUAUCAACUGCCCUUGUUUGUAUGGACAUUUAUGUUUCCGUUUUCUCAAGGGAGCAAGGUAGAAGACCUGACGGACCGUCUGGCGAAGCACGAACGGGAAAGUAUCGACGCCCUUGCUGAAGCAGCUGGUGUAGAGGCAAAGCUCAUCGCUGUCACUCAUGAACUGCAGAACCUGAAAACUUCCUCAUCAGCAAAUCUCAUUGAGUUGCAGGAGCUGAGGGUCAUCAAGGAGGAGGGUCUUUCGAAGUUGCUUGCAUCUCAAGAAGUCAUCAACGCCAAGGAGAAGGAGAUUAUCGGUUUAAAGGCAGAGGUCAAGGCUCUCGGCGAGUCGAAGGCUGAGUUGAGAGCGUUGUUAGUUUCCUCUUUUUUCCGUGUUUGGUGGUCUAUCCUUCUGCUUCGGUCUGGUGAACAACGUCGUGUUGUGGUCUAA
Molecule: messenger RNA, 729 nt
Organism: Laccaria bicolor S238N-H82
Lineage: Eukaryota; Fungi; Basidiomycota; Agaricomycetes; Agaricales; Hydnangiaceae
Exons: 4
Coding region: 1-729 (242 amino acids)
Source: RefSeq, a predicted model, not a curated record